This is a messenger RNA of Jaculus jaculus (lesser Egyptian jerboa), 1220 nucleotides long. RefSeq names its product coiled-coil domain-containing protein 74A. NCBI's taxonomy places the organism in Eukaryota, Metazoa, Chordata, Mammalia, Rodentia, Dipodidae. The coding region runs from base 1 to 1095 and encodes 364 amino acids. The record is from RefSeq and is a predicted model, not a curated record. The transcript has 8 exons.
AUGAGCGGGGCGCGGGUGGCGGCCGGGGCGAGGCCCCUCAGCUCGGCCGCCUCGGGCUCCCGGGGCGCGUCCCGCCCGCGCCCGCGCCCUCCCGACGGCCAGCAGCAGUGCGCGGGGCCGCAGCCGCCGCCGCUCGGGCUCGGCGAGGCCCAGAAGCGGAUCGUGGACCUGGAGAGGAGCCUGCAGUUCGUGCAGCAGCAGCACUCGGAGAUGCUGGUCAAGCUCCACGAGGAGAUCGAGCACCUGAAGCGGGAGAACAAGGAUCUCCACUACAAGCUAAUCAUGAACCAGAAGCCUCAGAAGAAAGGCAGUGUUUCCACAUUGAGCUUUCCAUCCAAUAAGUCCACCUCCAACUCGUCGGUGUCAGCCAACUCUCAAGGCAAGAGCAGGCCCCAGCCCAGCUGCAAGAAGCCCGAGCUGAAGUCCGAAGCCCCUCCAAAGGUGGACGUGGACGAGCAGCGGCUCAGUGCUGCCCUGUUCCACAGCAGCAAGCUGGACAGAGUCCCUGGGGCACAGGGGCAGGCCAAAGACGAGAAUGUGGAGACCUCUAAUUCGGGGGCCACCUUGGUAGGAGGCACCCAGCAUCCUGGCCGGCAAGGGAUAGGGGCAGCCCCCCUAGUGAACCUGCCCCCACACCUGCGCAAGCCUACCACAGUGCAGCAGUGUGAGGUGGUCAUCCGUCAGCUGUGGAAUACCAACCUCCUCCAGGCUCAGGAGCUUCAGCACCUCAAGUCCCUCCUGGAAGGGAACCAGAGGUCCCGAGCUGCCGCUGAGGAGGCUGUGCUGGGCUCUCCCAAGGACCAGGAGGCCAUGCAGUUCCCCAAGGUUUCCAGUAAGGGCCUCUCUAAGAAGUGCUUGAUUUUGAGCCCGAUGCCUGCGGCAGAGCGUGCCAUCCUGCCCGCGCUGAAGCAGAGCCUUAAGAGCAACUUCACCGAGCGGCAGAAGAGGCUGCAGGUGGUGCAGAGCCGGCGCCUGCACCGCUCUGUGCUGAGCCAGCGCCCGGCAGCCAGACCGCCCUCUCUCGAUGGUGGAUCACACCAACCCUACUUCUCAGCCACGCUCAACUCCAAGACAGAUAGAACCCACGACAGAUAAAGUACUUGAUCUCAGAACUGGAAAAAAGUAACUAUUUUCUGUUUUUACUAUCUCUACAUUUAUACAAAAGCAUAUUAUAAAGUAUUAGCCUAUCUGUUCACUGAAAGUAAAGUUUGUUUCUCCAA